AUGGCACAUCGGAUACAAACACCAACAAACCAGAAACUUUUAACAAAUGUUGCCGUGGUACGGAUGAAAAAAUGUGGAAAAAGAUUUGAAGUUGCGUGUUAUAAGAAUAAAGUAGUUAAUUGGAGGAACAAGACUGAGAAGAAUAUAGAUGAAGUUCUCCAAACCCAGACUGUUUUUUCAAAUGUCUCUAAAGGUCAGGUAGCAAAACGUGAUGACUUAAUUGCAGCGUUUGGGAUGGAGGAUCAACUGGAAAUCUGCAAGAUGAUAUUGGACAAAGGUGACCUUCAAAUUUCUGAGAAAGAACGUCAGGUGCAAGCGGAAUCGUCGUUCAAGGAAGUGGCAAACAUGAUUGCCAACAUGUGCGUCAAUCCCGAAACGAAAAGGCCUUAUUCAAUUGCAGUAAUUGAAAAAGCGUUGAAAGAUGUACACUUCAGCAACAAAGCAAGCUCUUCGUCGAAGAAGCAGGCUUUGGAAAUGAUUCCAAAAUUACGUGAAACUAUGAAAAUUGAUCGCGCAGAAAUGCGGCUUCGUACUUCAGUAGAUUCAAAAGAGGCUAAAAAAGUUCACACCAAGCUUCGAGCGUUGUUCAAGACCAUAGAAGUGGAGGACUGGGAUGCACAUGGUAAUUUGGAACUGAUCGGUUUAAUUGAUCCAGGAUCGUAUCGCGUUGUGGACGAACUGUUGAGGAAAGAUGCGAAGAAUGCGGGACGCUUAGAGUUGCUAAGUCUCAAAGUUAUAAAUGACGGAGAUAUUGAAAUUUCUUAA
This is a messenger RNA of Enterobius vermicularis (human pinworm), 765 nucleotides long. The record is from the annotation of a GenBank genome assembly. NCBI's taxonomy places the organism in Eukaryota, Metazoa, Nematoda, Chromadorea, Rhabditida, Oxyuridae.